This is a messenger RNA of Micropterus salmoides (largemouth bass), 1855 nucleotides long. Its product is annotated as E3 ubiquitin-protein ligase ARIH2-like. NCBI's taxonomy places the organism in Eukaryota, Metazoa, Chordata, Actinopteri, Centrarchiformes, Centrarchidae. Gene Ontology annotation, cellular component: ubiquitin ligase complex; cytoplasm. The record is from RefSeq and is a predicted model, not a curated record. Gene Ontology annotation, biological process: ubiquitin-dependent protein catabolic process; protein polyubiquitination; positive regulation of proteasomal ubiquitin-dependent protein catabolic process. Gene Ontology annotation, molecular function: ubiquitin conjugating enzyme binding; zinc ion binding; ubiquitin protein ligase activity.
GGAUCUGGAGAAUCAGAUGCACAUUGCUGAGCAGAGGCGACGCACGCUGCUGAAGGAUUUCCACGACACCUGAAGCUCUGCAGCGAUUGCAAAGAACCAGCAUCUCCCUCCUUACUUUCUCCCUUGCCUCUCCCACCUUUGCCUCCUUCUAUGACCAUCCCUUGGUGCAGUGAUACAGACCCCUACUUCUGCUUCUCUACAUUUGCUCAUUUGCUUCUUUCUUUCUUUCCCCCCUCUCGCUCCCAUAAUGCUGCAGGGUCACAGAAUGGCACGAUUGAAUCUCUCCUUCUGUUUCUCAUCCUCACCUCAUUUAUUUGUUUUGACUUCAGGACAUCACAGUCACUGUGGUUACACUUGUUGCAACUUUUCAGAUCUGAUCAAUUGAUCAUAAUGGUCAAAUUAUGAGUUGUGGUGUGUCGGAAAACAGUGGGUAGACACUGACAUGAGCAGUCACAAGCAACAUGUUGCCUGUGUAAGUAGUCAGCUGUUUUCUCCAACAUUAUCCCAGCGAUGCUGGAAUAAUCAUUAGAGUAAAACUGCUAAGGAUGGAGCAGGUUUUGUUAUUAAGCAGAUGUGGGAAAUGGAAUACAUUUUUCUUUAAGGAGACUGCACUGAUUGUGGAUCUGUAGUUGGUGGUUUCACAUAAAACAUAAUGACUAGCUGGCUCUUGCAUGUGCAAGAGUACCUGUCGCGCCUGCUGAAUUGGCCUGAACACAUGCAAAGUUGAUAUUCUGAACUUUCCACACAUUUGCAUUCACCCCUCCUAAACUGCAAUAUGUUAAUUGAAAUAAAUGGAUAAGAAACUGCUUAUAGGAAAGAUGAUUGAGUAGUGGAAGGUUUUAUGGAAAAGGUUGUUUGUUUACUUCAAGUAUUGCAAAAUCUCAAAACUGCGCCAGCUAGUGGAGUGUGAUACUUUUAGAUUAACCAUGUCGCUGACGCUGACCUGGCUCUGUUUUGAACAAACAUUAUUAUCAACUUGGACAGAUGAAUAUUUGGGGGCAACAAAAUACAGUUUUUCCCUAUGUGUGAUGCAUGUUCAUGUACACAAAAUACAAAAGAAUAAGAUGAAUGUGUUUAGAUGACAACUUUUUUAGAUUUGUCAUUAUUUAACUAUAAACGCAGCCCCUUUGUCCCCUUUUUUGUUGCUUUGUGUUAGUACCAAAACUGACCUGCCAUAGCCACUACUGGCAGCAAAAUAACGGAGUCAUUAUGGCCGAAGUAACACUACUGAAUUACUCAGUCAAAUCUUUCUCUUUACAUUCUCAUACUGGUUGCUUGAUUGUGGUCAGCUAUUGUAGAUCCAAACCAGUGUGUGCCAGACCUUUAUUAUUAAAAGCUAGCAUUUGUACCCCUACUGAUCAGAUGAUACAGUUGUUUUGAAGCACCAAGUGUAAUCUCAGCCAUUCACGCACACUACAGCACCACCCAUUGACAUCGCAUGCACACAUCAACACACACGCUCAAACACUCCGCUUUAGAAAAUUAACUGUUAAUUUGCCUGCUUACCCCAUCUUGUGCUUUUUUCUUUUUUUCUUUACCUUCAUCCCCUCACUUUAAUUUGCUCUUUAUUUUCUCUUUUCUCCCUGCUCACAUUGUUUGCAUUUCUUCUGGAAAAUGGCUGUUGACAGAUUCUUUAAAAAAAAAUGAAAAAAGAAAAACAUUAAAAAAAAAUUGUUGUAAUUUUCAACGGUUGUACAUUAAUACAGAAAUAGUUACUGAGAGUUUUUAAAACCAGACCCUGUCUCGUGUGUUUAUUACACACACAUAUGCACCUACAUAAACAGAAGAUCAAACCCUUUAAACCGAGUUGUUCUUAAAUUUCAAUGAGAAGAGUCAAAUAAAAGCAAUAUAUUUC